This is a messenger RNA of Stomoxys calcitrans (stable fly), 448 nucleotides long. Its product is annotated as vasotab-like. The transcript has 2 exons. Gene Ontology annotation, molecular function: protein binding. Lineage: Eukaryota; Metazoa; Arthropoda; Insecta; Diptera; Muscidae. The record is from RefSeq and is a predicted model, not a curated record. The coding region runs from base 115 to 384 and encodes 89 amino acids.
AAAAUACCGAGCGUUAAGACAUCUGCCUUUUUGUUUUUAUCCACUUAUAAAUACAGGGUAAAUCUUAUCACGGCGUAUAGUAAGCAAAUCAAGUCUACAACGACAUCGUUGACUAUGCAUUUCUUUUCAAUUUUCCUAUUCUUUACAUUGGCCUUAAUGCUGGGACAAGUAAAAGCUAACGGCAACUGCCAAAGGAUAUGUACGCGUGAAUAUGAUCCUGUGUGUGGUAUUUUAAGAGGCCCCGGUCCCCGUAUUGUCAGAUGUACCUUUGGAAAUCCUUGCGCCUUUGAAGUGCACAACUGUUUGGCGGGACGAAAAUGGGGCCAUGUUCCUAGAGCUUGUCCACGUGAUAGUCUUAACUGCCGAGAUAUAAUACGUUCAUAAUUUGGACUUUAGAAUUAUCUGGAGGUGAAAAAGAUGAUGUUGUUUUUUUAUAAAUUUUUUUCAA